This is a messenger RNA of Miniopterus natalensis, 3399 nucleotides long. The record is from RefSeq and is a predicted model, not a curated record. NCBI's taxonomy places the organism in Eukaryota, Metazoa, Chordata, Mammalia, Chiroptera, Miniopteridae.
UACAUUUAUUGACGUUUUCCCCCAUAUCAACUUCUUUCAGAAUGAGGAAAUUGAAGCAAUGGCAGCUAUAUAUGGCGAGGAAUGGUGUGUCAUUGAUGACUGUGCCAAAAUAUUUUGUAUUAGAAUUAGCGACGAUAUAGAUGACCCUAAGUGGACACUUUGUUUGCAGGUGAUGCUACCGAAUGAAUAUCCAGGCACAGCUCCACCUGUUUAUCAACUGAAUGCUCCUUGGCUUAAAGGGCAAGAACGUGCGGAUUUAUCCAAUAGCCUUGAGGAAAUAUAUAUACAGAAUAUUGGUGAAAGUAUUCUUUACCUGUGGGUGGAGAAAAUAAGAGAUGUUCUAAUACAAAAAUCUCAGAUGACAGAACCAGACCCAGAGGUAAAGAAGGAAACUGAAGAAGAAGAUGUGGGAUGUGAAGAUGAUAUCCUUUUAGCAUGCCAACCAGAAAAUCCACUUAAAGCAUUGGAUUUUGAUGUCAGUGAAAAUCAAACAGCAGGUACAGCAGCCAGGAUGGUUGAAAUAGAAGAAUUACCUCCGAUUGAUCAUGGCAUUCCUAUUACAGACCGACGAAGUACUUUUCAGGCACAUUUGGCUCCAGUAGUUUGUCCCAAACAGGUGAAAAUGGUUCUUGCCAAAUUGUAUGAGAAUAAGAAAAUAGCUAGUGCCACCCACAACAUCUAUGCGUACCGAAUAUAUUGUGAGGAUAAACAGACCUUCUUACAGGACUGUGAAGAUGAUGGGGAAACAGCAGCUGGUGGACGUCUUCUCCAUCUCAUGGAGAUUUUGAAUGUGAGAAAUGUCCUGGUGGUAGUAUCACGCUGGUAUGGAGGGAUUCUGCUGGGACCUGAUCGCUUUAAACAUAUUAACAACUGUGCCAGAAACAUACUGGUGGAGAAGAGCUACACAAAUCCGCCAGAGGAAUCUUCUAAGGCUUUUGGAAAGAACAAAAAAGUAAGAAAGGACAAGAAGAGGAGUGAACAUUAAUACCUGAUACUAUUUGAAAGGUUAAUUUGCCUAUAAUUAUAUACAAAUUCCACACUCAUCAAAGAAUAUAUUGUGCAGAGAGGGGAUCCUGGACUGCUCAAGUCAGCCAAUACAUCAUGGACACCAACAUUAUCUUUUCUUCUUUGGUUAUAUCAUCUGCCAAAAAUAGAGAACUUGUGAUAUAUUCAUAUGUGUUUCAGGCUGAUUUGGAAGACUAAUUUGAACUUAAUCACCAUUUCACCUAAUUUUAGGGAGGUAACAGUUGCCCAGGGCAGUACCUGAAUUAACUGUCUAUUUCAGUACAUGUCAAGUGCCUUUGUUAGGUGGGGAAGAAAGGUCUCUGGAGGAAUAUGAAUACCUGAUUUCUUGUCAUCGGAAUUCUCAUUUUGUUAAAUGAAUAUUGCCUUUUACUGCUCUUUAUGGCUUAUUGGAAUAGGAGCUCACUGAAGAUUGAUUUUGGAGAGUUUCUUCUUGUGAUUUUAGUUCAUAAGUAUGUCACCUUCUGUUUUAUAGUGUUCAUCAUUGAGUAAUGGGUGAAGUGAAAGUUCAGGUGUAUCCAUCUGCAGCUAUGUGCUGAAGUAAUUCAUCUAACGUAUUUGUUAGCAUAAGUGUUAUACCUCAAUUUUGUUGCAGAUUGGUGAUUGUGAAAUUUCAAAAAGUGAUUUUCUAGCCUCUGCCUUUUUUGUUUAACUCUUGUAAUGUGAAGCAAUGGGUGUGGGAUGUCAGUAGUCUCCUCCCGCCCCUGAAGUGUGUUGGUGUCAUAUUCUGGUUUCUUUAACAACCUGGAAGUACCUUUCUUGUGAUCAUUGAGGAAUUAGAACUGUGCUAGAAGCUAAGCUGUGGUUACUGAGACAUAAAUGGGCUAGAGGUGGCAGAGUGACAGGGGUGGGGCAAGGGUAUGUUGUGUCAUUACAGAAGUGUGAUGCUCGUUUCCCACCUGCAUUCCAGCCAUUUCUCUCAAGUCCGUGACUGGAGAGAAGGAGCAAAACUUUUGACUGGGAAAGCAAAUCGUCCUGUUCAUCGGUGUUUGUCUCCCUUCUUUCCUCUGCAAGUUCUGUGAUUUAGCUCUAGGCAUCUAGACAAUAAAUUUACCUUCGAGAUACGACAAGUCAUUAACUGCUCCCUUUCAGAUAUGAUCACAAACAGUUAUUAAAAGUUAAUUGAUCACAGAUUUACCUGAGACUCCCUCCCACAGAGAGGGAGCAGAAAUAGGAGCACGGAAAGCAUCAAAGAGAAGUGGACACAGACAGGUGUGAUUUUUUUUUUUCUUCCUAUUCUGUGAUGUUUUACCUUUAAAAAAAGUUCAACAUCCUUAUUUGGUAUUUUUAAUAAGAAUCUGGUAAAGAGCUUUACACUACGGUUGGAUUCUGAGAAGUAAGAUCUAAAUUAUAUGUUUAAUGUUGCCAGUUACCAAGUGCCACCAGAGGAUGACAUAUGUAUUUAGGACACAUCAGAUUCCAUGAAAAAUUAAGUAUGUCCUAUAGUAAAUUAAAAAUAUUGAAAUUAAUAACUAUUAAUUAACAUUAAAAUAAUUGCACAGUUUUGGCAUAUCAAACCUGUGAUAGAAGAUAUAAGCAGUAAGAAUUUGGUGCUGCAGAAAAAUAAAUGAGUUCAUUUUUCUGUACCACCAAAUUUGAAUUUCUUGCUGAUUUAUCUAAUAUGUAUUUGGGCUUUUAUAGAAAACCUUUAUAUCUGGAAUCUCAUUUUUCUUUAUUUAAAACAAUCCUAUUUUUGCUUCUUUCUACAAAAUUAUCAACCACAUUUUCCUGACUAAAAAGCCUCAUCUCCUUUGCCUAAAGUUCAGUUAGUGAAUAAGGAGGGAUCUGAACACCUCUAAUUCUGGAGCCUGAGGUAUUUCACACUAAUUAUGUGGACCCCUAACUAAUAAUAGUAUUUGUUUUUCUCUAUUUAAAAAUGUAUCUCGAUCAGAGGAUUUUCAAAUCUCCAAAUAUUUUUCUAUAGCCAACUCUAUGUGGUGGCAUAUUUUAUAGUAUAUUGUAUCAAACAUAUUGCCCAUAUGCCAGAAUAUAAGAGCAGGUAGCAUCUACUUUUUAAGUGGGAAUAUCAGUAUGAUUUGAAGGAAUAUAACAUGGAAUAGAGCCUAUUUGAAGAGAACUGUAUUAAACUAAUCACAACUAAGAAAGAAUAGCAUGAAGCAGAUACUGUUUGUAGAGGUGAAAUUUAUUGGGAAAAUUGUAUAAUCGCCUCUAAUUCCACUAUCUAGAGAUAACCAUUAGUAACAUUUGGUAUGCACAUCCUUCUAUUUUUUUCCUAUGCAUGAUUUUGUACAUAUGCUAUUUUUCUUUCCAUAAAAAUGGUAUUACACUGUAUAUACUGUUUUGUAUCUUGAUAUUUCAUAUAGAAGUAUAUUGUUAACAUUUUCCCAUUUCAAUAAAUAUUAUUCUAUGGCUUAA